Molecule: messenger RNA, 750 nt
Organism: Phytophthora nicotianae INRA-310
Lineage: Eukaryota; Oomycota; Peronosporomycetes; Peronosporales; Peronosporaceae
Exons: 4
Coding region: 1-750 (249 amino acids)
Source: RefSeq, a predicted model, not a curated record
AUGUACGCGAGGAAGAGAGCCACUAGCCGAAUUACGUCGCACUACGUCAUCUCCAUGAACAAGGAUGACUUGUUCCUGUCUCGAAUGAUGCGGAGUCACCAGUAUAUCGGCAAGUUACGAUCAUCCACUAGUAUGAUGGAAUACAGUUUGUACGACCAAGGAGACAACCCGGAGGACUUGGAUUCCGAUUGUGAAAUUGAUGACGAAGUCAGACAAAGCAUUCGAGCUGAACUUGCUAUGAUUCGGUACCACUACUCCAAAAAGCCAUACCCUCGUAAAAUGGAGGUGGUGAUCCCAGCGAUCCAAGAAAAUGGUCAAAGUUACUUGGAGUGGCGACCACUCUCCCGUGAUCAAAUGAUGGAAGAACACGUCCGCAACAUCGCAUCAGCGGGUGGUCAGAACGUCAUGGACGCUAACAAUUUCGUCUUCCUGCACAAACGUGAGACCAAGUAUGACCCUCUUUCGUCCUGCAUCGUGGACUUCCGCAGUCGUGCAACUUGCGUUUCGGUGAAAAACUUUCAACUUGUACACUCCGAGCCGACCAACGAGCAAAUGCGUGAACAGUAUCGCAAGACUUACCCUGAUUUCGUCUAUGAUGAUCAAGGCACCGUCUCCCUCCCUCAAGAAUACGUGCUACUUCAACUCGGUAAGGUCGGCAAGGACUGCUUCAACAUGGACUUCCAGUACCCCUUGUCCAUGUUGCAAGCCUUUGCCAUCAGUCUCAGUCGAUUCGACACCAAGCAGCGAUAA